UAAAUAAAAGAUCGGUCGAUUUAUUCGUUUAUUUAUAGCAUUAUUUUAUAAAAAAGAAUAAGAACUUUCUUAAUUUUUCAAUCGUGUAGAAAAGGUUAGGUUACGAAUAGAAAAGGAAAGUACGGGAGAUGCCCAUGUGAUAGCGCCAAGCUCAUAUCUUCUCAUUCCAUUCUCAAGACAACGUGCGGUCACGCCGUGUCGAUUUUCAACUACUUCUUAUAAAGCUUCAUCGUCAUUUCUACUUAAAAGUGUCCUUCGUUGCGAUAUAAAAGAUGUAUAGAUUACCAAGCAUGAUGCGCUCUGUAGCUCUGCGCCAAAUGCAGCUACAGACACGAACUUACGCUAAGGAUGUUAGAUUUGGAGCAGAAGUACGAGCAUUGAUGUUACAAGGUGUAGAUAUUUUAGCAGAUGCAGUAGCUGUAACGAUGGGCCCUAAAGGACGUAAUGUUAUUCUGGAACAAAGUUGGGGUAGCCCUAAAAUUACAAAAGACGGUGUGACGGUAGCCAAAGGAGUUGAAUUAAAAGACAAGUUUCAGAAUAUUGGAGCAAAAUUAGUACAAGAUGUGGCCAAUAACACCAAUGAAGAAGCUGGAGAUGGAACUACAACGGCUACUGUAUUAGCUAGAGCCAUAGCUAAAGAAGGUUUUGAAAAGAUUAGUAAAGGUGCUAAUCCUGUUGAAAUCAGAAGAGGAGUAAUGUUAGCUGUAGACAAAAUUAAAGACGAAUUAAAGCUUUUAAGUAAACCUGUAACAACAUCUGAAGAAAUUGCUCAAGUAGCCACUAUAUCUGCGAAUGGAGAUAAGACUAUUGGAAAUUUAAUUUCUGAUGCUAUGAGAAAAGUUGGAAAUGAAGGUGUUAUUACAGUUAAAGAUGGAAAAACCCUUCAUGAUGAACUUGAAGUAAUAGAAGGAAUGAAAUUUGAUAGAGGAUAUAUUUCCCCAUACUUCAUAAAUUCUAGUAAAGGUGCCAAAGUAGAAUUUCAAGAUGCAUUAUUACUCUUUAGUGAAAAAAAAAUAUCAUCUGUACAAAGUAUUAUACCUGCUUUGGAGUUAGCAAAUACACAGCGCAAGCCACUCGUUAUAAUCGCAGAAGAUAUUGAUGGGGAAGCAUUGUCAACUUUAGUUGUCAACAGAUUAAAAAUUGGAUUGCAAGUAGCUGCAGUCAAAGCACCUGGUUUUGGCGAAAACAGAAAAGCAACUCUGCAAGAUAUGGCUAUUUCUACAGGUGGUAUAGUUUUUGGAGAUGAUGCAAAUCUUGUUAAAUUAGAAGAUGUACAGUUAAGUGACUUAGGGCAAGUUGGAGAAGUUGUUAUUACGAAGGAUGAUACACUCUUCUUAAAUGGUAAAGGAAAGAAGAGUGAUAUUGAGAGAAGAGCGGAACAAAUUAGAGAUCAAAUUAGUGAUACCACAUCUGACUAUGAGAAAGAAAAAUUGCAAGAACGACUUGCAAAAAUAUCAUCAGGUGUAGCAGUUUUAAGAGUUGGUGGAAGCAGUGAAGUAGAAGUUAACGAAAAAAAAGAUCGCGUUACUGAUGCGUUGAAUGCUACUAGAGCUGCUGUUGAGGAAGGUAUUGUUCCUGGAGGUGGAACUGCUUUGUUAAGAUGUGCUCCAUCAUUACAAAAAUUAAAAGCAUCCAAUCCUGAUCAAGCUGUAGGUAUCAAGAUUGUAGCAAAUGCUUUGAGAAUGCCAUGCUUGCAAAUUGCUCUAAAUGCAGGUGUUGAUGCAAGUCUUGUCGUUGCAAAAGUCAGUGAAGGAAAACUUGGUUAUGACGCAUUAAAUGACGAAUAUGUUGAUAUGAUAGAAAAAGGUAUUAUUGAUCCUACGAAAGUAGUACGCACAGCACUUACAGAUGCAGCAGGAGUUGCAUCAUUGCUUACAACUGCAGAGGCAGUUGUAACUGAAUUGCCUAAAGAAGAACCACAGACUCCAAUGGGUGGUAUGGGUGGUAUGGGUGGAAUGGGUGGUAUGGGUGGAAUGGGCAUGUAAUAAAAAGACUGAAUAUCCUACACAAUUACAAUUGAAAUCUGUAGAAUCAGUUCAAAUAUCAAGUUAUUGUUUGAACAGUUAAAAUAAGGAAGAGGUAAAGAUCGAUCAAUAUAUGGCCGAAGAGUCAUAACAGUACGUUCCAUUGUUUUUUUACGCAUUUGUAAAACGUUACGUCAAAUACAUACACAUAUUUCUGAAAAAUUA
Vespa crabro (European hornet) is the source of this 2189-nucleotide messenger RNA. RefSeq names its product heat shock protein 60A-like. Gene Ontology annotation, biological process: mitochondrial unfolded protein response; protein import into mitochondrial intermembrane space; apoptotic mitochondrial changes. Lineage: Eukaryota; Metazoa; Arthropoda; Insecta; Hymenoptera; Vespidae. Gene Ontology annotation, cellular component: mitochondrial inner membrane; mitochondrial matrix. The transcript has 5 exons. Gene Ontology annotation, molecular function: ATP binding; ATP-dependent protein folding chaperone; protein-folding chaperone binding. Bases 273 to 1985 code for a protein of 570 amino acids. The record is from RefSeq and is a predicted model, not a curated record.